Colias croceus (clouded yellow) is the source of this 2536-nucleotide messenger RNA. Its product is annotated as carbohydrate sulfotransferase 3-like. Gene Ontology annotation, molecular function: N-acetylglucosamine 6-O-sulfotransferase activity. Gene Ontology annotation, biological process: sulfur compound metabolic process; N-acetylglucosamine metabolic process. The transcript is spliced from 5 exons. The coding region runs from base 291 to 1496 and encodes 401 amino acids. Lineage: Eukaryota; Metazoa; Arthropoda; Insecta; Lepidoptera; Pieridae. The record is from RefSeq and is a predicted model, not a curated record.
AAUUUUAUAAAAAAAAUUGAAACUGGCAAUAUUGCUUAGCUCUGUCAUCUGCCAUUUGUCAUUAAUUUAAAAUUGUGAUUGUGUCAUUUGUUGUCAGUCGCUCCAACUCUCAAAUGGCGUUAGAGGUGCAAUGCGGUGUUUCUACGGAAACGCAAAGACGAGAAUCAUGAUUAAAAUGUACAAAAAAACUUUAAAAAAAUGAUUACAACUGUGAGUUUGUAGUGCUCGAUAAAACUAAUUAUUCUAUUUGGAGUGUAAUAGUAAUUGGUUUAUACUACUUUUAAAUAGUAAUGUUGCGUCGAGUUAACUUUUAUUCAAUAUGUAUAGCGUUCGGUCUCAGCGUACUGUUAAUUCUUGCUGGAAGUCGAUAUACAGAUAAUACUUACUAUCGUCCGUCCCCUGAAAGUCGUCGAAUUAUUGAAAUAAAUAUACCGCAACAAAUUCCUACUAAUCCAUAUGAUGGUUUACCGAAUAUCGACAAUAUAUUGGAGAAAACACGAUUGAAAAUUAAACUUGAGUUACAAAACUAUAAUUUCACUGGUUCUGGUGUGGAAAAGUUAGAAGAUUUAAUUAUAGAAUCAGGAGGGCAACCAAUUAGGAGCAUUAUAAUAUCUACUUGGAGAUCAGGUACCACUUUUCUUGGUGAAGUCCUUAAUUCAGUACCUGGAAAUUAUUAUCACUAUGAACCUCUCCUUAAUUAUGAAAUAAUUCAAAUACGAGGUGCCCCACAUGCUGACAGAGCAUUGAAUAUGAUAACAAAAAUGCUUAAAUGUGAUUAUGAUGGAAUGGAAGACUAUUUUGAAUAUGGGAAAGGGCAUCUACAUCAAUUCAGUCACAAUACAAGAUUGUGGGACCAUUGUAAAUAUAAGAAAGAGCUGUGUUUUGAUGCAGACUUCACAUCAAAGUUUUGUAGACUCUUUCCCUUUCAAAGUAUGAAAGUGGUACGAGUCAGGUUACGUCUUAUGAAACAGUUAUUGGAGAAUAAAGAGCUUAAUAUUAAAGUGGUUUUAUUAAUACGAGAUCCUCGUGGAGUAAUGCAGUCCAGACAACAUCGCAACUUCUGCCAGCCUUCCCCAGACUGUUGGAAGCCAGAACUACUGUGUGCUGAUAUGAUCAGCGAUUAUGUUGCUGCUGGCCGACUGCUGCAAACCUACCCUGAUCGACUCAUAGUGCAGCGUUACGAAGAAUUAGCAUUAGAUCCGAACAACACGACGCCCCGGCUUCUAAAGUUCCUAGGAAUCAACCCGACGACGUCUGUCGAGGAGUUCCUCGUCUCUCACACGAAUGUCGAAGUGUCCGGCGUCAGUUCCACAUUCAGGGUCUCCCGCGAAGUGCCUUUCAAAUGGAGGAAUGUGCUAGAUUACAAUUAUGUAGAAGAAAUACAGAUGGCUUGCAAGGAAGCAUUAAACUUGUGGGGAUAUAAACUUGUCCAGAAUGCAACACAUAUGACCAGCAAGGAUUUUUAUCCUCUAGACAAUUACACCCUCACUCAGUGACUUAUAUUAACUAAGAAAGGAAUUGGUACAAUAUUGUAUGAGAAGAUUGUAAUACGUUUUUUAUAAGAUUAACUUCAUUAUUUAUCUGUCAUGCAAGUUUAUAAGGAUAAUAAUCAAGGAAUUUUAAAAUUCAACUUCGUUUUAAUAUGAGACUAAAGGUACACAUUAAAAGCAUUUACUAUAUUUAUUUCUGAAUAUGGCUAAUCAUAUCAGUAUUAAAUUGAUUUCUGUGUUAACAUUUCGACAUUAAAAAAGUAGUGAAAUUAUUUAUUUUAUUAUAAACACAUUGCAAAAUGACUCUUAUUGUAUUUGUAGUUAAUUUUUAGUGUUAGUAAAUUAUUUGGUAUGUCUGUCUGAACAACCAUAGACGGUGUGUCUGUAUUUUAAAUUAUUUCUUUAUCUGUUACAGUGAUAUAUUUUAUUUAGAUAUAAUUGUAACGUAUUGUACUAUUGAAAAUGUGAUUUUCUUAACAAUUAUUUUCUUCAAGAAAGUUUGAGUGUAACAGUGAUUCUCUUUAACUUGGUAUUUAUCAUGUUGAAGGAUUUAUAAUAGUUAUUAUAUUUAGUUUGUCAUAUUAAUCGACGAUACUUCAAUUAAUAGGGAAUAAGGGAAUAUUCUAAGCAAUUUUUAAGAAUGUAAAUGAAUGCAUCAGGACACUUAGGCCGGUUGCAGAGCUUCACCGACCAUCAGUGCGUACGUCAGUCGCGCUUGUCAUAUGUAUGGAAAUUCAUAAAACCGUUCAUAGCUAGACCGACCAUACGCAUGAGUAUUUUGCUACACACAUCGUACGAGGACCGUCCGCGUCGGUCGUGCGCAUCCGCAUGCGUAGCAUCGGUCGACUGACGCGCUAUGGAAACAAUUUUUUUCCAUUUGUUUCAAACAAAUGAACGCGUUCAGUGCUGUAUCGACCGGUGCACUGACUACGCGCAUGCGUGUAUCGUCGUUGUGAACAUGAACAUCGAUACCAGGUCUGCCCCCCUAGACAAGUGGCUUUCUAUUAGCGUAACGUUUUAUAGAAUAGAUUAUAAAUGUAUGAGAU